AUGUCUCAAGCCGCCGCACGCAUCCUCAACGGCGGUGUACGUUUGCCACCGUUGCCCACCAUUCGGGAGUUAGUUAAACUCUACAAGCUGCAGGCCAUGAAGCAGCUCAGCCAGAACUUUCUCAUGGAUGAGCGAUUGACGGACAAGAUUGUCAAAUCUGCUGGCCGCAUUGAUCCGCGUGAUAUUGUUCUCGAAGUGGGUCCCGGUCCAGGCGGCAUCACACGCUCCAUUCUUCGCCGGCAGCCACAACGCCUGAUGCUGGUCGAGAAGGAUGAACGCUUCACGGGCACGCUGCAGCUGCUUAAGGAGUGUGCGCGCCCACUCGACUUGCAAAUGGAUAUUUACUACGAAGACAUCUUACGCUUUAACAUCGAACAACAUGUGCCAGACACCGAGCAGCGUAUCCAUUUGAUUGGAAACCUCCCGUUUGCAAUUUCGACUCGCCUGCUCAUCAAUUGGUAUGCCGAUGUGGCAGCCAGACGUGGCGCCUUUCGACGCAACGACACUUGCAUGACGCUCACCUUCCAGAAGGAGGUGGCCGAGCGUAUUUGCGCCGAUCUGGGCAGCGAGCAGCGUUCACGGCUUUCCAUCAUGUCACAAAUUUGGACGGAACCGGUGCUCAAGUUCAUUAUACCGGGCAAGGCGUUUGUACCCAAGCCACAAGUUGAUGUAGGUGUUGUCAAGCUCAUCCCGCUCAAGCAGCCCAAGACAGAGUUGCCGUUUGCGUUGGUGGAGCGCGUAGUGCGCCACAUUUUUAGCAUGCGCCAGAAAUAUUGUCGGCGUGGGUUCAGCACCUUGUUCCCGCCCGAGAUGCGUGAGGAAACCACUAACAAACUCUUUGAACAAGCCGAUGUAGUGGAUACGCUGCGUCCCUUCGAGUUGUCUGUUGUCGAGUGUUUGCGUUUGGCUGAAGUCUAUGCUGAACAUCUGGAGACGCAUCCCGAGGUGGCCACUUAUGACUAUCGUGGGCCAAAGCAGCCGCCCAAGUGCCUGGACUGAGUGGAACGAUUUCAUUGAUUUGUUUUUCCUUUCUAUUUAAUUGUAUAAAGUGUAAUACAUAAGUAGUUGAAAAAAAUUGUAAACCAACCCGUUGAUGGGAGUUGUGUGUAAA
Messenger RNA from Drosophila nasuta, 1111 nucleotides. RefSeq names its product mitochondrial transcription factor B1 (gene mtTFB1). Gene Ontology annotation, molecular function: mitochondrial transcription factor activity; rRNA (adenine-N6,N6-)-dimethyltransferase activity. The transcript has a single exon. Bases 1 to 999 code for a protein of 332 amino acids. NCBI's taxonomy places the organism in Eukaryota, Metazoa, Arthropoda, Insecta, Diptera, Drosophilidae. The record is from RefSeq and is a predicted model, not a curated record. Gene Ontology annotation, cellular component: mitochondrial matrix. Gene Ontology annotation, biological process: transcription initiation at mitochondrial promoter; rRNA methylation.